Rubroshorea leprosula is the source of this 988-nucleotide messenger RNA. Lineage: Eukaryota; Viridiplantae; Streptophyta; Magnoliopsida; Malvales; Dipterocarpaceae. The record is from the annotation of a GenBank genome assembly.
UCCCAAAGCCUCUAUCUUUUGCUCCGAUAAUUCUCUCCGGUGGCUCCGGCGGAGGGACAUAGGUUAAGGUUAAAGGUAGAAACCCGAAGGUUGCUCAGAAUCGAAUGGAUGGUGUGGGGUCCGCGAGGCUGGGGCGGUUGUCGGCCAGGUACGGUUCGUCGGCGGUGUUCAACGGGCCUGUGAGGAAGUGGAAGAAGAAGUGGGUACACGUCUCGCCUCCAUCGACUGUUAGUCACCAAAACUCCCAGUCCCAUGCUCACAACGGAAACAACAGUAGCAGCAACAUCCUGCUCUGCAGGUGGACGCCACUUCCCACCUCAGACUCAGCCUCCGGCGCCGCAGAGGAACCGCCUAAGCGCAAGUUCCGCUACACCCCAGUUGCAGUGCUGGAAGAAGAGCGAAAAAGGGCAAUCAAACAGGUUGAGGAUGAAGGUAAGACAAAAGAGGAUUCCCAAUCCCAACACUCAGAUUGGUUAUCACCCAAGGGUGACAAGGUGAACAUCAACAGAGAUUUGAAGCAAGAAAAUCAGCAUUCAAACAUGGGUCACUUGGAUUUAGGACUGUGUUUGAAAGGUCAAAAUGGCAACGGCCACAACAAAGACCAGGGAAAGACAGCAGGCUCAGACGGAUUCUGGAAGAUGGAUCAACAAUAAAUCGGAUUUUGCCAGUCAAUGCUUGUGGAUACUUGCCUUGUAAUUAAUUUCGUAGAAUAUAGUAUUAGGCUUAAUUUGUGGCAGUUAGCACAUAAUAUUAAUAGUCAUCUAAUGAAAACUUGAUGUCGUUCCUGUAAUGGUAACCUUUAAACUUCAAUAUGUUAUCUUUACCUACGCAACAACAGUUUUUCUGUAAUCUGAUCACCAGGGCAGAUGGUUCAUAGAAAUUAUCUUUUUAUCUCUGCAGGGUGUGGAUCUGAUUAUUGCAAUUAUUACCAUCACGAACGGUAUUACGCAAACUGGAAAGCUCAGCAAGUGCACAUUUCCACAUUUUA